AGACGUACCAAAAUAAAGUGUGGUUUCUGUUGGCAGAGCUCGGAGGCCAGGUGCAUCCUGGAGGAGCCGGUGGAUUGGGCCGAUGGCUUCGUGGUGGUUUACAACAUCAGCGACCGCUCCUCCUUCAUCGACGCCAAGAACAUCCUGUUGCAGAUCCGAGAGGCGCGCAUGGAAAACUGCAAAGGGGAGGUGGAGGUCCCGGUGUGUCUGGUGGGGAACAAGCAGGACUUGUGUCACGCCCGGCAGGUGUGUGAGGAGGAGGGCCGCUGCCUUGCUCAGGAGCAUCGCUGCCACUUCCAGGAGGUGUCCGCGGCCGAGAGCUACCAGGACAUCUCCGCGCUCUUCACACAACUCAUCCGCCAGGUGAUGGAGCUCCUGAAGUACCGAGCCGACCGGCGGCGCUACAGCGGCUCCAAGUCCAUGGCCAAGCUCAUCAACAACGUGUUCGGCAAGAGGAGGAAGUCAGUGUGAGCGGGAGGAAGCAAGGAGGGUGUGUGUGAGGAGGCGUGUUAAAGGGAAGGUGUUCAAUUAUCACUCGUCACCGGCUUGAGCUUCAAUCUCAGGAUCCAUGUAUCUGUGAUCCUCUCCAGAAUGGAAGUAGUCGUCAC
This is a messenger RNA of Notothenia coriiceps (black rockcod), 608 nucleotides long. RefSeq names its product RERG/RAS-like b (gene rerglb). The annotation marks the transcript as partial. NCBI's taxonomy places the organism in Eukaryota, Metazoa, Chordata, Actinopteri, Perciformes, Nototheniidae. The record is from RefSeq and is a predicted model, not a curated record. The transcript is spliced from 2 exons. Gene Ontology annotation, molecular function: GTP binding; GTPase activity.